This is a messenger RNA of Pediculus humanus corporis (human body louse), 1701 nucleotides long. RefSeq lists its product as uncharacterized. The record is from RefSeq and is a predicted model, not a curated record. Gene Ontology annotation, cellular component: extracellular matrix. The transcript is spliced from 7 exons. NCBI's taxonomy places the organism in Eukaryota, Metazoa, Arthropoda, Insecta, Psocodea, Pediculidae. Gene Ontology annotation, biological process: extracellular matrix organization; proteolysis; collagen catabolic process. Gene Ontology annotation, molecular function: zinc ion binding; metalloendopeptidase activity. The coding region runs from base 1 to 1701 and encodes 566 amino acids.
AUGACUUUUGGAUACCUUCCACCAUCCGAUAAAGAAACCGGAUUAUUAAGAACUGAUGAACAACUUAAAACUGCCAUUAAAAAUUUACAAAACUUCGCCAACAUUCCUGCCACUGGAGAAUUAGAUGCAAACACUUUGGAAUUAUUAAAAAAACCACGAUGCGGAUUACCCGAUUAUCCAAAUACAUCCCCAAAACGUAAAAAAAGAUACACACUUCACGGUCAAAAAUGGCACUACACUAAUUUAACAUGGAGUUUGAGAACUCUUCAGCCUCGAAAUUUGGAUGGCGGACAAGUUAGGGGAGUCUUAUAUCAUGCUUUGGAAGUUUGGGCCAAACAUUCAAAACUUACUUUUCAAGAACUAAACAGCGACAGAGCGGACAUUUUAGUUUAUUUUCACAGUGGUUACCACGGAGAUGGUUAUGCUUUCGAUGGUAGAGGACAAGUUUUAGCUCAUGCUUUUUUCCCUGGAAAGGAAAGAGGCGGAGAUGCUCACUUUGAUGAAGACGAAGUAUGGAUACUCGAUCCCUAUGCUGACCUCGAACAAAUUGAAGGAACGAGUCUUUUCGCUGUGGCUGCUCAUGAAUUUGGACAUUCGUUGGGUUUAUCUCAUUCUUCCGUGCAAGGAGCGCUCAUGUUUCCAUGGUAUCAAGGAUACGAGGGAUUGACGCCUGAUUUGCAAUUACCGGAUGACGAUAAACAUGCUAUUCAACAAUUAUACGGUCCGAAGGAAAAACUCUGGGCAAAGAUACCACACUAUCGACCUUACCGACCCGAGGCUCCUAGAGCGGAACCUCCAAGGCACUUGCCACCACCAACAAGACCUACACAACCGCCGACGAAGCCUACACCACGACCUACUAGACCGACAACGACUUCAACAACUCCUAGACCCUGGACACCGAGACCAACGCACCCGCCACGUACGCCACCUCCAUCUCAUCCGAAACCUCCUUAUCCGUAUCCUCCAAGUCCCAAACAUCCUGAAAUAACCCCUGAGAAACCUGAUACUUGCAACACAAGCUACGAUGCUAUUUCUGUAAUUAGAAAUGAAGUUUUUAUCUUCAAAGGAAAAUAUUUAUGGAGAAUUGGAGACAACGGUUUGAGGCGAGAAUAUCCGGCUGAAAUAUCAAGGCUCUGGUACGGUUUUCCAUCCACUUUUACCCACGUGGAUGCUGUUUACGAAAGAAACGACAAAAAAAUUGUUUUCUUCAUAGGAAAACUCUACUACGUUUUCGACGCAAACUAUUUGAUGCCUGGCUAUCCUAAACCUAUUCACUAUUUGGGAUUACCAAGAGAUCUCGAUCACGUUGAUGCUGCCAUGGUGUGGGGACAUAAUGGCAAAACUUAUUUCUUCAGCGGUACAAUGUAUUGGAGAUUCGAUGAAGAAGUCGGAAGGGUUGAACUUGAUUAUCCGAGAGAUAUGUCUAUGUGGAGAGGAGUCGGUUAUAACAUAGACGCAGUUUUCCAAUGGAAAGACGGUUUUUGGAAAUUUAACGACAUGAGAAUGAGAGUUGAAAAUGAAAGGCAAACAUUAUCUGCACCCUUUUGGAUGGGAUGUCCAAGAAUGACAGAAGUAGAAGAGAUUGAACCGACAAAACCUACAGCAAAACGACAAAUUGGAUCUUCAUCCUCUUCUCUGAUCUCAAACUAUCACUGCCUUUUAAUUAUUAUUUUACUUAAUAUAUUCAGUUACAGAUAA